AUGAUUAUUUUCACGUGCACCUCAACUCUUCUCGCUUGGAUGGCGCUUUCUAGGGGAGCUUUUGCUAUCGUCCCUAAUUAUACAACAUCCGAAGCCGGCAACCCAUUUGUUGAUGGAUGGUACGCCGAUCCUGAUACAGGCAUCUACAACAAUGAAUACUGGGUUUUCCCAACAUCUUCAUACCCGUAUGCUCAGCAAACAUACCUUGACGCAUUCUCAUCGACAGAUCUUGUGCACUGGACAAAACACUCCAACAUCCUAACGAAAUCCAAAGUGUCGUGGGCGCAAGAGGCUAUGUGGGCGCCAGCACACGUAGAACGUAAUGGAAAGUACUACUUGUAUUUCGCUGCCAACGACAUACAGGAGGGAGACUCAAAAAUCGGCGGCAUUGGCGUCGCUGUGGCCGAUAAGCUCGAGGGCCCCUAUGAGGAUGCCAUUGGCAAGCCGCUUAUUGGUGAAUACCAUAACGGCGCGCAACCUAUCGACCAAGACAUUUUUAUCGACGACGAUGGACAGGCCUACAUUUACUAUGGCGGCCAUCGUCAUGCAAACGUCGCUAAGCUCAAUAGCGACAUGAUCAGCAUAGGAAACUUCUCAGAUGGCACACAGUUCAAAGAAAUCACCCCCGAAAACUAUGUCGAAGGAUCUCUAAUGUUCAAAAGAAAGGGGAAAUAUUACCUGAUGUGGUCCGAAGGAGGCUGGACUGGGCCUGACUACUCCGUUUGGUAUGCUAUUUCUGAUUCUCCUCUGGGUCCGUUCCAACGUGAGGCGACUAUACUUCAACAGGACACUGCUAUCGCAACGGGCUCCGGUCACAACAGCGUUUUUAACGUUCCCGGGACUGACAUCUGGUACAUCUUCUAUCAUCGCCACCCGUUAGGAGACAACGACGGAAACCAUCGGCAAAUCGCAUACGACCGCAUGUAUUUCGAUGAGAAUGGCAGGAUCAAGCAAGUCAAAAUGCUGGUAAAGGACAAUUUCAACGAUGGGAACUUGAUUGGGUGGAACACUGCGUUUGAGGGGAGUUUCUCCAUCAAGAAUGGUGAGCUCUUUGCGGAAAAGACCUCUGAAUGGAGCGGCAAGGCCCUGCAAAACACUGCAUUUGAAGACUUCGUCUUUGAUAUUGAUAUUACGCUCGUUGACCCUGAUUUGGGCACAAAUGCCCCCGACUCAGGGGACGCUGGUGUUCUCUUCGCCGUCACCAGCGCUACAGCCGGUAUCAAUAGUGUGACUGGAUUCUAUGCAGCCAUUGACGCGUCGGGAGCCGUGCUCUUAGGGAGCAUGGCCCAAAGCUGGGAGUUGCUGACAUCCACGAACAUGACGGUGGAGGUGGGCACGCAGUAUCAUCUUCGGGUGACUGCGAUGGAGAAGGAAAUCGAGAUUUUUGUGGACGAUAUGAAGACGUCCAAGCUUACAUAUACGGUGUCCAAGAGUACAAAGGGGACUACAGGUGUUCGGGUGUUCCGGACUGGCGCGCUUUAUGACAAUCUUUCAAUAGCGCACCCGGAUAGCGAAUGA
Messenger RNA from Colletotrichum truncatum, 1518 nucleotides. RefSeq names its product arabinan endo-alpha-l-arabinosidase a. The record is from RefSeq and is a predicted model, not a curated record. Lineage: Eukaryota; Fungi; Ascomycota; Sordariomycetes; Glomerellales; Glomerellaceae. Gene Ontology annotation, biological process: carbohydrate metabolic process. Gene Ontology annotation, molecular function: hydrolase activity, hydrolyzing O-glycosyl compounds.